AUGGCAGAUGUUCUGGAUGUUAUCAUCAUAGGAGCCGGUCUCAGCGGCCUCCAGGCCGCCGUAGACCUACAGGAAGGCGGUCGAACUUUUGCCGUUCUCGAGGCUCGGAACUGCGUCGGGGGCAAGACAAGAUCUGUGCAGCGGUCGGAUGGGAAGGGCGUGCAGGAGAUGGGUGCUGCAUGGCUCAAUGAUAGCAACCAGGCGCGUGUUUGGAAAUACUGCCAAGAGUUCGGCCUAACGCCCGUCUUGCAAGCGAACCAGGGACUGGUGGCAAGCGAAGACGAAGACGGGACGUGCCAUUUCUUCCCUUUUGGCGCCAUGCCCAACUUCUCAGCGUCAGAAGUUGACAACAUCACCGCAAUUCGAGAUGUUGUAGAGGCGGCGUCCUUGGACCCAGCAUCAUACCGUCAACCAGAGCGCUCCCGGCUCGAUGGCAUCACAUUCGAGCAAUUCUGUCGCGAUGCCGGGGCCGGGACUCGCGCCCUCAACACCGCCAGGCUUUGGUGCCGCGGCACGCUCGGCCAGGAUCCCAACGAGGUCUCGGCGCUCUCCUUUCUGGAGAUCGCUCGUGGUGGGCUGGGUAUCAUCAAUUUGAGGUACGACGGCAAACACGGCGCCCAAUAUCUCCGCCUGGAGGAGGGUACGCAGGCCAUCGCCAUUGGAAUCUCCAAGAUGCUACCUACCGGAACCAUUCAUCUCAACACCGCGGUCAACACGGUGACUCAAAACUCGUCGAACCUUUGUACUGUCACGGCGACCCGAGGCCAGGUCUUUAAGGCGCAAAAAGUCAUUGUCAGUAUCCCCGGGCCGUCGUACAAGAACAUCACAUACAGCCCACCGCUACCGCCGCUGAAACACAUGUAUGUCACGGCUUCGAGAUAUGGUUUCUACCUCAAGUACAUCUGCUUGUUCAAGAGCCCCUUUUGGCGACGACAAGGCUCGUGUGGUUUGGCACAGAGCUUCAGAGGUCCUUUGAACCACUGUCGCGAUACUUCAGUUGACCAUGCCGGCAACUACGCGCUGACGUGCUUCAUUACGUCCGCUCCUGGGCGAAAGUGGGCAUGCCUGAGCGACGAGGAUCGUCGAAAGACUGUGCUCAAGCAGCUGGGCUCCCUAUUUGGCGUAGGACACGCGGCAGUCGAGACGGAGCUCUUAGAUACCAUCACCUCCGAGUGGGUGGAGGACCGCUGGGCCGGCUGGGGCUGCCCAGUGGCCGCAACCCCACCCGGGGUCAUAGGCUCAAGUCUCGAUGGCGAGAUGAUUCAGGAGAAGUUUGGUGCAAUUUACUUCAUCGGAACCGAGCUGGCUGAGGAAUGGCGGGGAUAUAUGGAAGGGGCACUCCAGAGCGGAGAGCGUGGUGCAGCACAGGCUUUGGAAGAUUUCCGUCUGCAAGAUACGAGGCUAUAG
Messenger RNA from Colletotrichum costaricense, 1407 nucleotides. RefSeq names its product flavin containing amine oxidoreductase. The record is from RefSeq and is a predicted model, not a curated record. Lineage: Eukaryota; Fungi; Ascomycota; Sordariomycetes; Glomerellales; Glomerellaceae. Gene Ontology annotation, molecular function: oxidoreductase activity. The coding region runs from base 1 to 1407 and encodes 468 amino acids. The transcript is spliced from 2 exons.